This is a messenger RNA of Auxenochlorella protothecoides, 288 nucleotides long. RefSeq lists its product as hypothetical. Gene Ontology annotation, molecular function: protein binding. Bases 1 to 288 code for a protein of 95 amino acids. Lineage: Eukaryota; Viridiplantae; Chlorophyta; Trebouxiophyceae; Chlorellales; Chlorellaceae. The record is from RefSeq and is a predicted model, not a curated record. The transcript has 3 exons.
AUGGCAGCCACUGGUACAGCCAACUCACAAGCUGUGGUGCUGGGGUCCGAUGGAGUUAUCCAGGAUGGCCCAAAGAAGCUGAGCCUGGUCGUGGCGGAUGCUCUCAAGCGGUGGUAUGCGGAGACUGAGAAGGAGGCUCUUCGCGGAGACCUGAAAUCGGCAGCCCUGCUGGGACAGAUGCUGAACGAGGGGUACGGCUGCAAGGCGAACCCAGAGCGCGGGCGGGAGUGGAUUGAGAAGGCACGGCGGAGGGGGUACCGCAUGCACCGCGUCUACUGUGAGAUCUGA